Ramularia collo-cygni is the source of this 1212-nucleotide messenger RNA. RefSeq lists its product as uncharacterized. The transcript has a single exon. The record is from RefSeq and is a predicted model, not a curated record. Gene Ontology annotation, biological process: secondary metabolite biosynthetic process; fatty acid biosynthetic process. NCBI's taxonomy places the organism in Eukaryota, Fungi, Ascomycota, Dothideomycetes, Mycosphaerellales, Mycosphaerellaceae. Bases 1 to 1212 code for a protein of 403 amino acids. Gene Ontology annotation, molecular function: fatty acid synthase activity; 3-oxoacyl-[acyl-carrier-protein] synthase activity.
AUGUCAGCUCCCCAAAGCAACACUCCCAUUGCCAUCAUUGGUAUGUCAAUGAACUUCCCGGAAAGUGGUACCUCUGCGACAGCUUUCUGGGAUAUGUUGUGCAAAGGCCGCAACGUCUCAACGAAAAUUCCCAAGGAGCGCUUCAAUGUCGACGCUUUCCGCCACCCGGACACAAGCAAGCACUACAGCAUGAAUGCGGACGGUGGCCACUUCAUUGAGACACCUUUGGACUGCUUCGAUGCUCCUUUCUUCAGCAUCGGUCUUGCGGAAGCAGCGUGCAUGGACCCACAGCAACGAUUGUUGCUGGAGACAUCCUUCCAUGCUCUCGAGAACGCUGGCAUCACCAUACCAUCUUGUGCGGGAUCUGAAACGGCUGUCUAUACUGGUAGCUUCAUGGAUGAUUACAAAAGCGUCAUGUAUGCGGAUCCGGAACUGGAGAGGCGUUAUGCAGCCUCCGGUCUGGCAACCAAUAUGAUCGCCAAUCGGAUCAGUUGGUUUUACGAUUUCAGAGGCCCAAGUGUGAAUCUCGAUACGGCUUGUUCGAGCAGUCUCACAGCACUACAUGCAUGUUGUCAAGAUUUGAGGUUAGGCAUCGUCAACAUGGGCCUCGUAGGAGGAUGCAGUCUGGUUUUUGGGCCCGACAACUUCUACACGAUGACCAGCAUGAAUUUCCUUUCCCCGGACAACCGUAGCCACAGCUUUGAUGAAUCUGCAAAUGGCUAUUCUCGAGGCGAAGGCUUCGGUAUGGUGGUCGUCAAAAGAUUAGACRAUGCGAUCCGAGAUGGUGACACAGUGCGUGCCAUUAUACGUGCAACUGGAAUAGGCCAAGAUGGACGAACACCUGGCAUAACGGUACCUAGUGGAUCAAGUCAGCGCAGUCUGAUUGAGAAGACUUACAGCCAAGCGGGGAUUUCCAUGGAACCCACGAGAUACUGCGAAGCGCACGCAACUGGAACGCCAGUCGGCGACCCAAUCGAGGCAAAUGCCAUUGGCGAAGCGUUUGCAAAAUACAGGACAGAGUCGGCGCCAAUGUUCCUCGGCUCGGUAAAGGCAAACGUUGGUCAUAUGGAGGCAGCCAGCGGUUUGGCUAGUCUGAUCAAGACCGUGCUCAUCCUGGAAAGCGGCGUCAUACCACCAGUGGCUGGACUGGAGAACAUCAACUCGAAGAUCAAAGCACAGCAAUAUCAUCUACACGUAAGCUGGGUCUCUUAA